Diaporthe amygdali is the source of this 1464-nucleotide messenger RNA. Its product is annotated as glycoside hydrolase family 72 protein. The record is from RefSeq and is a predicted model, not a curated record. NCBI's taxonomy places the organism in Eukaryota, Fungi, Ascomycota, Sordariomycetes, Diaporthales, Diaporthaceae. Gene Ontology annotation, biological process: fungal-type cell wall (1->3)-beta-D-glucan biosynthetic process. The transcript has 4 exons. Gene Ontology annotation, cellular component: cytoplasm; fungal-type cell wall. Gene Ontology annotation, molecular function: 1,3-beta-glucanosyltransferase activity. Bases 1 to 1464 code for a protein of 487 amino acids.
AUGUUUUUCCAACGAACCGUCUUUGGCCUCGUUGGCGCCGCCUCUUUGGCUGCAGCUGUCCCCGCCAUCGAUGUCCAGGGGUCCUUCUUCGUCAACAACGCCACCGGCGCUCGAUACCAGAUCGUUGGUGUUGCCUACCAGCCCGGUGGCUCUGCCGGAUACAACCCAGGCUCCGGCGUCGACCCACUGAGCAACAAGGACGAGUGUCUCCGUGAUGCAGCUCUCAUGCAGAUUCUCGGCGUCAACGCCAUCCGUGUCUACAACAUUGACCCCGACGUGAACCACGACGAGUGUGCCUCGAUCUUCAAUGCGGCUGGCAUGUACAUGUUCUUGGACGUCAACUCUCCUCUUCCGGGCGAAAGCAUUAGCUCUGCUGCGCCCUGGGAGUCUUACUACGCCGGCUACCUGAACAGGACCUUUGCCGUGGUGGAGGCUUUCAAGAACUACCCCAACACGGCUGCCUUCUUCAGUGGCAACGAGGUCAUCUUCGACGAGGACAAUGGCGCCACCGUGCCUCCGUAUAUUCGCGCUGUCACCCGAGACCUCAAGAACUACAUCGCCAAGAACGCCGAUCGUGCCAUCCCCGUCGGUUACAGCGCUGCCGAUGUCCGAUCCAUCCUCUUCGAUUCGUGGGAGUACCUGCAGUGCGAGGACGAGGAGGACGAGCAGAGCCGUGUCGACCUGUUCGCCCUCAACAGUUACUCGUGGUGUGGCAACAGCACCUUCACAGAGUCCGGCUACGACCAGCUUGUCGCUGGAUUUGAGGGCAGCUCUGUCCCCAUCUUCUUCUCCGAGUUUGGCUGCAACACACCUGCUCCACGUGUCUUCACCGAGGUGCCAGAGAUCUACAGCGACGAGAUGCAGAACGUCUUCAGCGGUGGCAUCGUCUACGAGUACGCGCAGGAGGACAACAACUACGGCCUCGUCAACAUCUCAUCCGAUGGUUCUGCUACGAUCAUGGCCGACUACUACGCCCUGAAGGAGCAAUACGCCGGCCUGAACUUCACCACCAUCCAGGGCAUUGCGCCAUCCACGAAGAGCACUUCUGCGCCCAAGUGCAGCGAGAAGUUGAUCACGACCAAGGGUUUCACCAGCAACUUCACCAUCCCCGCUCUUCCCCCCAACGCGUCCGCGCUCAUUGAGAACGGAAUCAGCCCCAAGCCAGUCGGCAAGAUCGUCACCAUUGACGACUACAAGGUUACGGUCACCGUCAAGGACAACAGCGGCAACGAGAUCUCUGACCUUGCCGUCGUCCCGCUCGACGAGAACGAGAUCAACUCGCCUGGUGCUAACACCCAGGCCGCCACGUCUUCUGGAAGCUCUUCUACCGGCACCAGCUCGAACUCGUCUUCCUCAUCGUCGGACUCCAAGAGCGCGGCUGCUGGGCCUGCCCAGAUUGGUUCGAUGGCGUCGAUGAUGGUCUCCACCGUUGCAGUCAGCUUCCUCAUUGGAUUCUUGGGUUAG